Fragaria vesca subsp. vesca is the source of this 1515-nucleotide messenger RNA. RefSeq lists its product as uncharacterized. NCBI's taxonomy places the organism in Eukaryota, Viridiplantae, Streptophyta, Magnoliopsida, Rosales, Rosaceae. The record is from RefSeq and is a predicted model, not a curated record. The transcript has 5 exons. Bases 47 to 1429 code for a protein of 460 amino acids.
UUCUGUCUAUCCAAACCCCCCAAACUCUCUUUGUGGAGAGAAAGAAAUGGUGUCAACAAUUCUGUCAUCAACCACAUCCUCAUUUCUUUCCAAUUCCAACCCUUACUCUGAUGCCUUUCCCACCUUCAACAAAUCCAGACCACCCUUGGAACUUUCCAGAAGACCCACCCUCAACUUCCCCAAAUCCCUCAAGCUUGUUCCUUUCAGGGUCUUCAGCUCUGCUGGCCCAAUUGAGGAUGGCUCAGCUGAGCAGUUUCUGCAGAACAAUUCAAUUGGGGACUUCAUGAGGUUCAAGACUGGGGCAGAUGGAGGUACUGGGGAGUUGCAGACUGCUGUUGUGAGUUACAAGAAGAAGUUCCCUUGGUCUCUUUUGAAGCCUUUUCUUCAGGUUGAUUUGGUUUCGACGAUUCAUAUAGCGGAUAAAGAGUACUUCUCAACCCUCCAAAAGGAGCUUGAGUCCUAUGAUGCUGUUCUUUUUGAGAUGGUGACUAGCAAAGAGAGUUUAGAGAAUAGAAGAAACCUUGUUGCCACGAAAAGACUCAAAGUCAAAAGUUCACGCUCAAGAAGCUUUAACAUUCUGGGAUGCAUUCAGCGGCAGAUGGCUCAUUUUCUGAGUCUUGAUUUCCAGCUAGACUGUAUGGACUAUGAGUCUGAGAAAUGGUAUCAUGCAGAUCUCGAUUUUGAGACUUUCAAGUUGCUUCAGGAUGAAAAAGGCGAAAGCUUCUUCUCCUUUGCAAGGGAUAUGACAAUUAGAUCCACGAAAGCUAUGAUGAAACCUGAAAUUCCAGAAGACCUUGAUCCUUGGAGAUCUAAGCUUUUAUGGGCCUCACGUGUUCUUCCUAUGCCACUUGUUGGCCUCCUCAUUAUUGGAGGUGUUUGUGCAGACACGGGCAGUCAGCCAUCAAAAUUUCCAGAACUAGAGGCCUUAUCCAGGCUUGAUUUUGGUGGUGCAAUGAAGGUCUUCUUAGCCAAAAGGUUAACAUCUGAAUUCACGCUGGCGACAGCUGAUGUAGAAGAGAGUUCUGUGAUCAUUGGUGAAAGAAACAGAGCUUGCAUGGAAGCUCUCACAAAAGCAAUUGACGAUGGGCACAAUAGGAUUGCAAUACUAUACGGAGGUGGUCACAUGCCUGAUCUAGGAAGGAGAUUACAAGAGUUGGAUCUGAUCCCUUCUCGGGCACAGUGGGUAACGGCGUGGUCCAUAAAGAACAGGAACUUAAACAGCAAUUCCCUUCCAUUUCUGAAGACAAUGGCUGAAGUUUCGGGUUGGCCUUUGAAUCGCUACCAGACUUUGGCAUUGCUUAUAUUUUCAUCAGUGCUCGCAAUAGAUCUCUGGUUCUGGGAGCUCUUUUUUGGCACUGCUGUCGACUUUUUCUCUCAAAUUGGUUCACAGGUUUCGCAGUUUAUUGAUAAUGCAGAUAUGAUAUUAUAAAACAGUCUCCCAAACCCUAUACCAUUGCUACAAGUAAUUCUUUAUAUGUAAAUGUAAAUAUGUAAACAUCUCUCGUUGAACUGGUG